AUGUGCUUCUACAACCAGAGACGAUUCACCUGCGGAGACUGGAUGUGGACGAACUUUGCUCAGCGGUGCAAUUACGAAUACCGGACAGGCGAGACCUGUGGCAUGAGGCUCGUCAACGUAACGGAAUGUGAAGCCACCCAAUGUCGGCUCUGCGAGAAGAUUGAAACCAAGUGCCGUCGGCAUAAGAACGAAACUGAUCGAUUGAACCGAUGGAAACGCGAGGGAGGCACGCUCGUAGCCUCGAUGGACCGAACACAGAAAAUCAUCAUGGAACUCGAAAAGGAAAUCUCCCAACUCACGAUGGAGCGAGAUGACCGGCGGAGGGCGCUAUCCUAA
This is a messenger RNA of Penicilliopsis zonata CBS 506.65, 336 nucleotides long. RefSeq lists its product as hypothetical. The record is from RefSeq and is a predicted model, not a curated record. Lineage: Eukaryota; Fungi; Ascomycota; Eurotiomycetes; Eurotiales; Aspergillaceae. The transcript has a single exon. Bases 1 to 336 code for a protein of 111 amino acids.